GGAGUGCCUCUGGUAUUAUCCACUUAGCGGGAAGCGAGGAAUUUUCCGAGGUACAUAAUGAGUUCCGAAGGGGAAGACUUCCACAAGACUGAGCUUCAUAAACACUGUCGGUUUUGUGGGAAGCUUUGCAGCAGUGGAGAGACGAAAUACAAUGUCGUCCAGCACAGGUUGGAUCUACAGGCAGUGUAUGGCCUGCCCUUAGAGAGCGAUGACCCUGCAAUCCACCCCCAAGAGUUCUGUCACUCCUGCUACUGCUCUAUGAAGAGAUCCACGUCCUGUUCACCAAUGCACAAACACACUUCUGAGAACUGCAUGGUAAACAUAACACAAACAUGCACACAUAUCAACAGCCAAAAUAUUCUACUUAUUGUAGACCUGUGAGCACUUUCGUCAGUCACACCGGGCAGGGAGACCUAAAAAGCGGAGUAGUGGUGGCAAGGGACGUCCCGGUCCACGACAAAAUUUGAUGAAGACCCGGAGUACUCGAACCUAAACAACUAACACUUCGGAGUAUCUGCAAACGGCUUGGACGAGAACGCUCAGCAAAGAGCCCUCUCCGCGGCUAGCACUGCCAGCUCAGCAAAAACCUCACGUUUUGCACAAAAGAGCUGACUAGAAACGGAACGGAACAAGCUCAUACCGUAUUUUAAAAUUUUUUUAUUACGUCACAUUUACAACUAAAACGCGCAAUCGAAACAGCCGUGGACUAGACUCUGGUGGUAAUCACACACCUUGCUGUCACUGGGAGACACAAUGUCCCUCCGCCACGAUGAGGAACCCUCUCCCUCUUCUUCAAGAGCUUUGCGGCUAAGGAAUAAAUCUGGCAGCGAUGUACCUGCUAAACGGGUCAGGAUGGAUGAAGAGCAGGAAUCAGCUGAUGAGGACCAGGUGACAACAGACGAAGGAGACGAAGAAGAGGUCAUUGAUGAGGAGAUAGAUGAACUGCUCUAUGACACCACUGUGCUCAUGUGUGGGCUUGUAGUGUGCAAGAAGGAGCUGAAGCUGCCUAACAGGUCACACUUAAGUGUGAAGGAGGUAGCUAAAUACGCUAGGCAACAGAACUCUCCACUACCAAAAACCCCGCAAGGGGAAUUCGUGUUCGUGUCUGGAGCCCCCAAGAAUGUGGCCAUGUUCAGAUAUAAAAACACAUCGAGGUGUAGUUUCACCAAAAGUAAGCACCACAAGCAGUUCCCAAUUAUCGGGAAGCCAACGAACUCUAUAGGCUUGCCUGAAAUAGCACCUUCCAACAUGAGGGGAAUGGGGAGCACAUAUCUUUUUCUCAGAAGUGCAAACUACACAAUGGUCAAGGGUAAGCUGAAUUUACAUCCUGUGAGUGCUACCCCAAAUCUGGGUAAGAUUCAGGAGGCUACACGAACAGAUAAGCUUCUUGCAGCUCUGGAAGGGAUCAUCAACAAUGAACACCUCCCUCUUCAAAUUUUUCGUGCACCGAGGGAUUCAAACAGAUUCUCUCCAUUUACAGGGGGGGGAGACAUUUAUAUCCAUGCAAAAACUUCCACAGUUUCAGCAUGUUUGCACACUAAAACAGAUGACGAUGAUGACGAGGAUCAGGCAGUUGUGCAUGGUGAGCUCCGCUGCACAGCAACGAUUGAGAACAAGUUCCUGUCUGUAGCUACAGAAGACGAUGUGCGCAAUCAGCUGCAGGCCAAUAUGCUGGUUUGUGCAGCAUCUCAACUGCACCAACUAGCCAAGAAUGACCCACAAGGUGUGAAGAAUAUCAAUGUAAUCACCACAUAUGGAGUUGCAAUUGGCACUAAUGUCAGCCUCCCCUUGCUUCUUUUGAAACAAGUUGUACAUCUUGAAAGGUCAAUGCUUUUUUACGAGGAACUGUGGAGAAAACAAUGGACAGAAGAACAUUAUAUGCACAUUGACCGUGCACUUUCAUAUGUUUUGAAAAAACUGACUGAAUAGUAUUUGCCAUGCAUUAACACUCAAACUUAGAAGAUGUGUUCAUCUGACAUGCUUUACUUAUUAUGUUAUGCAAUGUGAGAAUGAUAAUAACAGACUUGCAGCUGGACUGCAGU
Molecule: messenger RNA, 2042 nt
Organism: Geodia barretti
Lineage: Eukaryota; Metazoa; Porifera; Demospongiae; Tetractinellida; Geodiidae
Source: the annotation of a GenBank genome assembly